Toxorhynchites rutilus septentrionalis is the source of this 2973-nucleotide messenger RNA. RefSeq names its product hyccin (gene Hyccin). The record is from RefSeq and is a predicted model, not a curated record. Gene Ontology annotation, cellular component: plasma membrane. Lineage: Eukaryota; Metazoa; Arthropoda; Insecta; Diptera; Culicidae. The transcript is spliced from 7 exons. Gene Ontology annotation, biological process: phosphatidylinositol phosphate biosynthetic process; protein localization to plasma membrane. Bases 497 to 2842 code for a protein of 781 amino acids.
GGUCCUGUCGUUCGAUCAGCUGUCAUCACAUCUUGAGGAGGAAAAUUCGAAGUUGCAAAAUCCAAGAAGUUGUCCGUCAGUCAAUAAAAUUGUCGAUGAGCUAACAGCGAGAGUUUUUCCACGUCGGGUCAUAAUCGGAGUUUGUGUGCAAAUUGCCAGUGGAUCAAAUAAGAAACGAAACGAACAACUCCUGGUCUGGUGCCACAGUGGAUUAGCGGAGCAGAAGAAGAAGAAGCACACCCCAAAAUGUAAAUGACAUCAAACACGCGUGAACAACGACGGAAGAGCCAUUGACACAGUAUUUGCGAUUGUAUUCGCUGCCACACCGGUGUUGAUGAUUUCAUGCUGCAGACUUGCGAGUCAAAACAAAGCAAGGUGUGAACUCAUGCUUGCAUCCCAUCGAACAGCAGCAGCAGCGGGUCAUUAAUUGUCACCAACCUUGCGGUACGGAUGUUGUCCCCAACGCUUUGAAUCGUCGUGUGCAUGACUCCGGAGAAUGGCCGAGGCAAUCAUCGCUGAUUGGAUUUCGGACUACAACUCGCUGCAGGAAUCCGAGCGGCGAACGUUCGCCACCCAGCAUGAGAACGAUUACGAAAUAUCCAAAGCGCUGUAUACCAUACUGAACGAACGUGCCAAGUAUAAGGAUCUCAUCCAUCCGGUGUGUAAUCAGCUGUGUAGUUUCUAUCGAUCCAGUGAGAUUGAGCUGAGGAGGUUUACGCUGCAGUUUGUGCCGAUUCUGAUAUAUCUGUAUUUGAACUCGGUGGCGUUGGGCGAUAAGAAAAGCUGUCGGUCGAUCGAAACGCUGUUGAUUUGCAUUUACAACAUCGAGGUCAGCGCGGAUGAUGGCAGCCCGAAGGUGGUUUCGUUCCGGAUGCCAGUGCUUGCGCAGGCAUCAAUAUAUCACGAGGAGAAAAGCCUUCACCCGAGUGAUUUGCGUCGAUGGGAGGAAAACAGCAAUAAGGAAAUCAGUUGGGGUCCGCUUCCGUCGAUAGAAUCUAUCAAUGCACAGAAUCGCUUGAAGGUGAUGACGGCACUGCUGUUUACCUACAAUCAGCAGCUUAAUCAAAUUCAUAAACCCGCCCUGUAUCAUCUCUGCAAGACCACCUCGCUGUUGGUGAAUCAAGGUUUCUCGAAAGUGGGCCAUGUGAAUCGGCCAUCUUAUGGGAACGAUCCGACAUCGCCACAACCAGCAAGCUCAAUAAGCUCACCCUCGCAGCUGCAGAACUCAUCGACGCUUUCCAGCGCUAGUAAACCGUUACCCCGGAUCGCAGUCAGUACGCAGUUUCUGGUCGAACUGGCCCACGCUAAUUACUUUGCCAUGUUCAACGAAUUCGCUUCCGCUGCAAUCGAAGCCGUGAACGACCUACACAAUCGAGCCUGCUACGAAAUGCUUCCGGAGGUGAUCCUGGUCACAAACGCAAUACGGAAUUCGUUACAUGCCAAUCCUUCCGGUCAACCUAGUGACGGUCCGAUGGGCAUCAGUGUGGCUUUGACACCGGCAACGACCACAGUGACUGUUUCGAAAUCCAUGAUUACCAACGCAUCCUUUCGAACGAAGAAGUUACCAGACGAUCUGGAAGUAGAGUUUGUCAAUAGUCUUCAGUCGACGCAGCAGGAGAUGAUGGUCAAGUUGGCGAUAAUCGAAGCGGACGGAGCGGGAGUGGGAGCCAACAAUGGACCUGGUGAAACCGGCAACGGGACCAACGGCAACAACGGAGAUGAAUCCGGCGGCAGUCCAAAGGCCGAACCCAAGAAGAAAGAAUCUCGCAAGUGGAAGAACUGGGGCUGGAAAAACAACAACGCCAGCACUACACCGAAACAGACCAGCAUCGAGGAGGAAGGGGAAUCCCCGAAAAAAUCGGCAUCCUCGAAGCAUUCAAGUCCAGCGGAGUCUCCCAAGCACAAGCUUUUGGGCGCGAAAGCAACGGACGAGGAGAAUGGAAACAACAUUUCGCCGGCGUCGCUCCGGCGAAAGAAGUUCCUCUCGAGUAAGAAUCAAUCCCCGGUGAAUCGAUCCGAGGCGAGAGCUAGCGCAGGAGCACGAUUGUACGAAGAGUUGGAGAGUCUCAACGACUCGGAUGAUGAGCUUCAAGCGUUGAUAAUAAACGGGCGACCAGCUACAAUCCAUCUGAUACAGCCUUCUACCAUCCCUGAUGACAUCCCCAUUCAAGGUCCGAAAGAGGAGAACGGCCAGCUAAGCAGCAUCAACGAGGAGGGCGAAGGCGUUGGUGAUGGGCCCAAGGCGACAUCCGGCACGGGCGCAGGCCCUGGCGGCGGCGGUGGCAGCGGCGGUGGUAAGAUGAAAGACUCCAAAACUCACAAGGUACUCGGUGGGUUUAAGAAGUUGAUAGAUAAGGACAAGGAGAAGGAGAAGGAAAAGGAUGACGGUGCCAAACAGACAGGGGUGCUGGUGGGGGCGGCUGCGAAAAAGGCGUCGGCCGUUAAGGAAAAGCUGGCGGGUAAACAGUCACUCCAGAUGCAAACCGGAAGCGCGGAACUGUUUGAGGUGGAGAAAACCAGCCCGCUGCUGAUGGCGAAGCGCAAAAGUAGUAGUAUUGAUAUUAUUAGCAUGCCGGCGGGUAUGGAGCUGAUCACCUCGAAGCAAUCGGUCGCGCUUACCAAUGGGGGCGUUUUGCUCGGCAGCGGUGGUGGAGGUGGGGGUGAUGAGAAGAGCAUGCAUAGCUUGGAUGCGCUCGAUCGAAACGGGGGCAGCAAUCCGCUGGAGGUGGGAGAAUCCUUCGAUUCUGGCAACGAUAUGACUAUCAAUAAUAAUAAUAAUAAUUUGGAGAAGUCGGUGCAGGAGAUCAAAACGCAUGGCAGUAUACAAGUUAGUCAAGUAUAAAAAAUUCGGACCUUCCAAUGAGUUUUUUUCGGUUUGUUUGUAGCCUUAUUUUAUUUUAUUUUAGUUUUGGUGUAUGUAUGCUAGUAUGAAUAUUUUUGUUAUUUUUACUUGGAAUAAAUGGGUCUUUUAUA